AUGGUCUUGUCCGCGGCCGAUCUCCAAAAGCAGCUAGAGGGAGCUCCAGAUCCCUUUCCUAGUCUGUCUGAACCUCAGCCAAGGGCCAGCGGAUCCGCGUCGACAAAUGUCCCUCUGAACACCGACUCGGAGACAUUGUUCCCGUCGCUCGCGACUCCUACGGCUCCAAAGGCAUCUCCAACGUCCUGGACGCCUCGAGCGGUCAAGCCAAUCUCGACCCCCGUCUUCUCGGACACGUUCUCCCUCACUGGCAUCGAUCUCACUGCCCAGCACUCCAGAGAUGGAAAACCACGGACGUUGGCAGACGUCAUCAAAGAGGCACAGACAAAGUUCAAGGUCAAGGUCGACGUCUUUUCGCAGCGCACCAGCAACCAGACUUCUUUUACCAUCACUGGUCCGUCUGAUGCUGCGGUCGAAGGUGCUAGGAAAUCUCUAACGUCGAGCUUGAGCCCCGUGAUCUCUGUCGUUGUCCAGACCCCGGCUUCAAUCAUAGGUUCCAUCGUGGGUGCCAAAGGUGCAAAUCUAAAGCGCAUUCGUGAUCAAACAAUGACCAGGAUCGACAUUCCCCGACGUGAUACCUUGGGUGUUUCUACGCCAAAUGGUCAGGAUGAGACUUCGCGCUCUGUCAGCCCAGCGCCCGCAGGAUCUGUAGACGAAAACGAGCCAACGAUCCCAAUCACGAUUUCAGGGCCUGCUUCUAUGGUACACGAGGCACAGGCGAUGAUCCAGGACAUUAUCUCGGAGCGCACUUCUCGGUCUACGCAAAAGGUCAAAAUCGUCCCAGAGCACGUCUAUCCAUUUGUCCUCUCUCGUCGCCCAGACUUUUUACGCGUUGCCAAUGGUGCAGAAAUCACUCUAGCCCGUGACGACGCGACAAAGGAGAUUAUCGUCAGUGGAGAUCGUGAGGCGGUGGCAAACGUUGUGGAGAGCAUUCGCUCUUGUGCCAACUUUUACGAGGGAGAUGUGAACCAGGUCAAAAUCGCACUUGCCAAACGCCAGCACAGACUACUCGACGCCAAGGCCCAGGACCAGAUAUUCCAAAAGAGCAAGUGUAGCGUUGUCGUGCCGUCUCCUAGCGACCCGAGCGAGGAUGUUAUCGUUUGGGGUAAAGCUGCCAACCUUGGAGGUGGUCUCCAGGCGGUCAUGGAGCGUGCAAACUCUCAACACACGCACUCGUUGCCAAUUCGUCAACAUCCCAGCCACGUUCUCACCCACAUCCAUCGCAGUGGUUAUGGAAAAACCUUUGGAAGCACCCACUCAGCUGUCGAUGUUCAUUUCCCGUCUCCAUUUUCCGGUAUCUCCACCGUCGACUUUGCAGGCGAACGUGCCGCAGUUGAUGCCGCGCAAAAGGAACUAGUGGCUUACCUCAAGCUCCUUGAAGGAGCGACUAGGGCCAUCGAGGUUGAUUAUUUGAUUCACAAGAUUUUACAGGCAAAGGCAGCCAAGCAGUUGCGAGAUUAUCACUCUUCUAGGAACGUUUUCGUUUACUUCCCCUCGGAGGCUGACCAGGCUUCCAACGUGAUGCUUGUCUAUGAUCCAUUGGCGGCUCAAGCCGCCAAGGAAAAGCAGGCUGCUUUGGCCGAAAUCGAAGCAGAGCUCCUUGCUCUAGUCUCGACUCUUGGCCAAAUCAAGACUGAAACAAUUUCCGUCGAAAAGAAGUGGCACGAGGCCGUCAAAGGGAAGAACAACUCGAAUCUCAACUCGUUGAUUGGUGAAGGCCGUGCACUUGCUAUCGAGGUUGGAGGGAACGGACAGGAAGAUAUCGUCGUCAUCCGUGGCUCGGCAGCAGACGUCGACAAAGCAACGAUGGAAAUCCUUCGUCUUGUGGAAGAGGCAAAGAACGAUGCUAUCGAUAGCAGCUAUGUCACCGAGUUCCAGAUCCCUCAACAAUACGUCGCGAGGAUCGUUGGUGCUGCUGGCGCUGGAAUUCAAAAGUAUCGAGAGCAACUGGAUGUCAAGAUUGACAUCGAGGAUCUUAGAGACUCUGCCGAGCAAGUCGUCGGCAAGAAGAAGAAGACCACCACCUCAUCACAGUCUCUCGUCAAGAUUACCGGUCGUAAACAUAAUGCAGAAGAAGCAAAGAAACGCAUUCUCGCCCAAGUGGACAAGAUGGCAGAUGAGACCACGGAGAUUCUCAAGGUUCCUCGCCAAUAUCAUUCUGCCAUCAUUGGGCAGCAGGGCAAGUACAUUCAACGACUCCAAGACAAGUACGGUGUGAAGAUCAACAUGUCCAAGGACUCGAGUACUUCUCCAGACGAGAUCCAAAUCCGUGGAGGAAAGAAGGGCGUCUCACAGGCGAAAAACGAGAUUAACGAGCUCGUCGAAUAUGAGAAGGAAAAUAACCACUCUAUCAGUAUCGAUGUGUCUAGCCGCGCUGUCCCCCGUAUUCUUGGUGCCAAAGGAGCCAAGAUUCACGAGAUUAUGGAAGAGACCGGUGCUCACGUGGAUGUCAACGACAAGGACAAGAGAGAGAAGGAGGAGACAACUUCGAUUACUAUCCGCGGAAACAAGAAGUCGGUGGCAGCCGCCAAGGCGCAGGUUCUCGCCAUUGCCAAUGCUGUAGAUGAUGAAACCACUGUUGUCUUGCAUAUCGAGCCCAAGUUUCAUCGUACAAUCAUCGGAGGUGGUGGAGUUGGUCUCCGAAACCUUCUCGCGCGAGUUGGCGCACCGAGCGAUCCAAAGGAGCAAGCGGGACUCGUUCGUUUCCCUCAGAGCGGUGAUGAGGUUACCCUUCGUGGAGAAAAGACCCUUGUCAAGAAAAUCCAGGCAGAGCUAGAGCGCGUCGUUGCCGGGUUGCGCGAGCGUGUCGUCAUUGGCGUGUCGAUUCCUGCACAACAGCACAGGAUGCUCAUUGGGCAUGGUGGACAACCGCUCAUGGAGCUCGAGAAGAGAACGGGUGCUGAAGUCCAGUUUCCUGGCUCACGCUCCUAUAACCAAGUGGCAGCAGCGGAGAAUGCGUCCGAAUUAGAAGACGCAGAUCCAAAGGAUAUUGUCAAGGUUGUCGGUCCCCGUGCAGCUUGCGAGAAGGCAAUUGCCGAAAUGCUCGAAUCCAUCGCCAAGGCCCCGAACCGCGAGAGGAAGAAGGAGGAUGGCAAUCGCGAGCGCAAUGGAACUGGUGCAACCGCCACCGUUUCUGUACCUUUCAAGCACUACCAUCUCCUUCGACCUACCGGGAAUCUUGUUCGCGACUUGCGUGCGACAGGCGUCAACUUCUCGCAAGAUGGCAAACCGAAACAAGAAGAUUUUGAUGUCGAUGCGCGUAUUGACGACGAGGUAGAGGUCGAUUCACAUGGGGUGGAGUGGAAGCUUGUCGAAUACGGCUCUGGUGUGCAAGAUGGCGCGACAGAAAUUACACUCAAGGCGCGCGAUGCGGAAAGUCUAGCGUCAGCUCAGAAAGUCGUUGAUGACGCGCUCAAAAAGGCAAAUAACAUCACACAUGUGGGUCUUAUGACCUUCCCCGAUCGUGGGGCGUUCCCCAGGAUCAUUGGGUCCAAGGGAAACACUGUCAACCAGUUGUGCCUCGAGAACGACGCUGAGAUCAUAGUCCCGAGGGAUGACUCUACUGUCAAGAUUUAUGGGGCCGAAGAUAAUGUCAACAAGGCGAGAGCAGCAAUUACUCGCGUUGCAUUUGGUGGUCGUGGACGUCGUGCCGACGACUAA
Serendipita indica DSM 11827 is the source of this 3660-nucleotide messenger RNA. The record is from the annotation of a GenBank genome assembly. Lineage: Eukaryota; Fungi; Basidiomycota; Agaricomycetes; Sebacinales; Serendipitaceae.